Paramuricea clavata is the source of this 1227-nucleotide messenger RNA. Lineage: Eukaryota; Metazoa; Cnidaria; Anthozoa; Malacalcyonacea; Plexauridae. The record is from the annotation of a GenBank genome assembly.
AUGGCAGUUCUUAUAUGUAGUAUAAUAAAGUGGUUCAAAAUACUACAUUUGGCGACGAGGAAGAAACUAAAAAGACAGCGAUGGGUUUUAUACCUGCAGCAGUUCCAAUACAAGCUCACAUAUAUUCGAGGUAAAGACAACCCCGCAGACUCCCUCAGCCGCCUACCAGUAGACUCAGCAGCAAAUAUUGAUGCUAUAGACACGGAAGACUUUGCUUACAGCGUAGCGAAUGGAGCGAUGCCAGUUGCAUUAGCAUCAAGAGAAGUAGAACAUGCUUCAGAAAGCGACGCGACGUUAAAGUUAGUUCGCCAAGCAGUGGUGACUGGUGAUUGGAGUUCUUUACGAGGAACCAAAUACAAGACGUUGAAAGAUGAGUUCUGGAUUAUUGGCCAAGUUGUAAUGCGAGGGAGCCGAAUAGUUAUGCCAGAGAGUCUUUGGAAGCGAACUGUUGAGUUGGCUCAUGAAGGACACCAAGGAAUUGUUCGUACGAAGUCCAGAUUGCGAGAGAAAGUUUGGUGGCCGAAAAUCGACAAGCAGGUAGAAGAUUAUGUGCGUUCAUGUCAUCCCUGCCAAAUCGUGGGUGGUUCCAAACCGAAGCCAGAACCGAUUAGAUCGACCAAAUUGCCUGAAUCUCCGUGGAAAGACAUUUCAGUUGACCUUCUCGAAAUAACCAGUGAGAGUCAUCUUCUGGUCGUCGUAGAUUAUUAUUCUCGUUGGGUCGAAGCCAUUCUACUUCGCAAAACAGAUGCGCAGCACGUGAUAAAGAGUCUGGAGGCUAUUUUUAGAACACACGGUUUGCCAGAGACAAUUCGUAGUGACAAUGGCCCUCCAUUUGCAUCAAGAGAUUUUGAAGCGUUCUUAAAGAGUCUCGGAAUAAUCCAUAAGAAAGGCGUACCCUAUUGGCCUCAAAGUAACGGAGGAGUUGAACGUUGCAACGAAACCUUGUUGAAGAUCGUUAGGAUUUCCAGAAUUGAAGGUAAAGAUUGGAAAAAAGCAUUGGAAGAUUUCCUAUUCCAUUACAGAGUAACUCCUCAUAUAGUAACUGGCACAACUCCGGCCGAACUUUUGAUGGGAAGGAAACUACGUGAAAAGCUCCCGAGAGUUGAAGUUAAUGAAAGUCGUGUCACCGAGACAGAACGGAAAAAGCUUUUGAAAGAAAGGGAUGCUCGUGUAAAACUCCGACAGAAAGAAUACGCCGAUAAGCGCGGCCCAAGAUUGCAACAUUAG